AUGGAAAGCAUUAGAGAUUUAGUUGCAGACAAACCAGUGGUGGUUUUCAGCAAAAGCACCUGCUGCAUGAGCCACUCCAUUCAGACACUGAUCUCCGGAUUUGGAGCAAAGAUGACGGUGUACGAGGUUGAUCAGUUGUCAAACGGGAAGGAGAUAGAGAAGGCAUUGGUACAGAUGGGGUGUAAGCCGAGUGUACCAGCGGUGUUCAUAGGGGAACAGUUAAUAGGUGGGGCUAACCAGGUAAUGACUCUCCAAGUCAAGAACCAACUAGCCGCAUUGCUAAAAAGAGCCGGAGCCAUAUGGGUUUAA
Molecule: messenger RNA, 309 nt
Organism: Eruca vesicaria subsp. sativa (arugula)
Lineage: Eukaryota; Viridiplantae; Streptophyta; Magnoliopsida; Brassicales; Brassicaceae
Source: the annotation of a GenBank genome assembly